AAAUAAAUAAAAAAUAAAAUAUAUAUAUAUAUAUAUAUAUAUAUAUAUAUAUAUGCACUAUACUGCCAAAAGUACUGGGACAUCCUUCCAAAUCAUUGGAUUCAGGUGUUCAUGGCCUCAGGUGUAUACAAUCAAGCAUCUAGGAAUGCAGACUGCUUCUACAAACAUUUGUGAAAUAAUGGGUCGCUCUCAGGAACUCAGUGAGUGAAUUCAAGCAUGGUAUCAUGAUAGGUUGCCACCUGUGCAAUAGGUCCAUCUGUGAAAUUUUCUUGCUACUAAAUAUUUCACUGUCAACCGUUAGUGAUAUUAUAACAAAGUGGAAGCAACUGGGAACAACAGCAACUCAGCCACGAAGUGGUAGGCCACGUAAAAUGACAGCACAUGAAGUC
Staurois parvus is the source of this 389-nucleotide messenger RNA. The record is from the annotation of a GenBank genome assembly. NCBI's taxonomy places the organism in Eukaryota, Metazoa, Chordata, Amphibia, Anura, Ranidae.